CGGUGGUUUUGUGCAAAUUAUUUAUGUGUAAAGUAAACCAGUUUUUUUAACGUUGAUAGCUGUAGACUACUAUGUCUUCUUUUAAUCUUGACCAUAAGACAGUUUUCGUGUUGGACCACGGACCUACAUUAACAGAAUCGUCGAAGCAAAAUGUGGAUUUUGACAUAUUUUCAAAAGCACGACCACAGGGUGUUGUUCCAUUAGCGCCAGUGUCGAAAUCCUUAUGGACAUGUUGUAUGGAAGCAUUGUGUGAAUACAGUAGGGUGGUUUGGGAUAUUUUUCCUGGGGAGAAAUUUCUACGAUAUGUGGUCAGCGAUUCAACGUCAACUUUUCUUAACUCGUGGAAACAUGAAGAGCAAAGUAUGAGCCAUUUGAUGACAAAAUUGGCUGGGAUUGGUCCACCACUGAAGAGUUCCGAUUGCAGCGUUAUUCUUGGCCUUGUAUCAGCUGUAGCAGCUCUAUGUGAAGCAACUGAAAUCCAGCAGCAAACGAUUACAGAACACCCGGGACAUAUCAUUGAAAAUAGUGGGAGGAUUGUCUGCAUAACGCAGCUGAAAAAUGACAGCCAUAGAAGAUCAUUGGAGGAAUGCGUGGCUGAAGCAAUGAAGCAACAUAACAAGUUGUCCGAAUCAUCUGGUAUUCUCAAAAUUUCAUCAAUUGAGCUCGUACUCGUGCAUGUGAAGUCUUUUGGUUCUGAUUGUGAGGUCACAGAGCUGCGUCAUGUUCUCCCAAACCACCCAAGCGUAACGACCGAGGUUCAUGACGUGAAAGCAACACGACACGGGAUCGCGAUUGGGAAUCGAAUGCUUAACUUGCUGCAGAAACAUUACAAUUUAUCCGUAACAAGCAUAACAGGGAUACCUAUGAAGGAAGAACAACACGCAAACAGCUCAGCCAACUACGAUGUGCUUCUAAUGCAUGAGAGACUGACCGGUACCAUGAAUCGGGCAAAGAUUGACGUUUCCGACAACGAACUUACAUCUUCUAUGUCGUUGAAGUGGUGCACACCAAAGAUUAAUGUUAAUGAGUUAUACCAUUGUACUGGAGCUGCAAGGAUAAGUCCUGUAGAUGUAAACAGUAGACCUUCCCUUUGUUUGACAAACUUCUUAUUAAAUGGGCGGUCGGUCCUUCUUGAUCAUUGGCAGAAAAGUGGGGAGGCUGGUGGUGGAUCGGUGUCAAGUGGGUCAAAGAACACACACAUGAUAUCAUGCUGUGGUUCAGAUAUAUUCCUCCAUGCAUUAGAUGUAUACAGAGUCCCAUUCGAAGACCCUCCUUCCAUUUCUGAUGGUCCUGGUGGGAGAGUGACCGAUUACCGAAUUAAUGAUUUCACUGAGCUUGCAAAGAAAGCUGAACUUCUGCCUAUUGGACACAGAUUAAAGUCAGUAGGAAAUGAACCGAUCAAUUUAUCGAUGAAACUACUUGAUAGAAUGUCCAAGCAGUGGCCGCUUGUUUUCUCAAAAACUAUUGUAUAUAAUAUGAAGCAAGCAGAACCCCUGUUACAAAUUAUAACAAAGGAAAUUAUAAGCGAUGAUGAAGUGGUAAAUUGCCAACGAGUUAUUUAUCAUUUGAUUUCGAUGGAGAAAGAUGGAACAGCGCUCCCGGUGUCAGGUUCAACGACUCGGGGACCAAAUAAACACAAACGUGAGGAGCAAUACAAAUCGAUGUGGAAUGAGUUAGAAGGCCUGCUACGUUUGCAUUCAACUAUUUCUGCCAAUCAUAAGCAAGUGUUGGACUGUUUGUUGAAAUGCACGGGGAAGGAAUCAGAAAAUGGGAACGAGGAGAAACCACAAGCAAAGUUUAGGGUAUCGACAAAAGAAGAAGUAUUUGAAUCACCAGAGUCGCCCCCUCCAGUUAAAAAGAUGAAAAAUGAAUCAGAAAUGGCCAUUCGGCCUUCUAAAGGUGCGCAGUCUAUUCUUAGCAUGUGGCAGAACCACAUGGAUAACCAGAACUCCCAGUUUCAUGUCGAGUUUUGUGGAAGACUGACAUCAGACAGCAAUAAAGCAAGAUUGUAUCCAGAUAUUGAAGAUGAAGUAAGCCAGGUACAGGCAGCUUCAUCACAAGAUAAGAAUGAUCGAAGUGGAAUGAGGCGUGGCGGUGGUAGUGGUGGACACAGAUUUGGAUCUUUUCAUCGUGGAUCAAGACAAGAUCAAGGGAAGAGUGGAAGGUCUACUCCAACAUCUCAUAUGAAACAGAAAGCCAUGAAAAAGAUGAACAAACCAUAUUCUCCAAAGACCUGAUAAAUCGUUUAAAAAAGUGUUAUUUUUUGUCUUUUCUUAGUACUACUCACAUGUGGAUUUUCAUUCCGCUUGUUUGUGUUUGAAGAGAGUUAUCAACGAGGAAUUUUGGUCACAGCGAGCAUAAAACUGUUUAUUCUUUCAUUAGGUAAUCGGGUCUUAACGAAGUUAUACGAUACUGGUUUGUUGAUUGCAAUUUAAUAAAAUAAAACUUCUAUAUAAAGGAAUUAAAAUACACAAA
This is a messenger RNA of Ciona intestinalis (vase tunicate), 2475 nucleotides long. Its product is annotated as integrator complex subunit 13-like. The record is from RefSeq and is a predicted model, not a curated record. Gene Ontology annotation, biological process: centrosome localization; regulation of mitotic cell cycle. Gene Ontology annotation, cellular component: integrator complex. Lineage: Eukaryota; Metazoa; Chordata; Ascidiacea; Phlebobranchia; Cionidae.